Spodoptera exigua (beet armyworm) is the source of this 399-nucleotide messenger RNA. The record is from the annotation of a GenBank genome assembly. NCBI's taxonomy places the organism in Eukaryota, Metazoa, Arthropoda, Insecta, Lepidoptera, Noctuidae.
AUGAACGGUGAGCCAAGCUUCGGCACGAAUGGGUCGGCUCAACCGGAGAGAUACCACGGCAUCACAGAAAACCGCCGUGAAAUAAACAAAGAGUUGUGUUUCGCCGUGUGGGCGCUGAGUCAGCAUGUCUUGCAUAGGGUGGAUGGAGAAACAGUUGGCGGCCCAAUGACAGCCUACAGCACCAUACAAUUUGUCGUGCAAAAACAUCACUUCGUCAGAGGGAAAAUUAAGAUUCGGUGUACGGCAAGCGUCUACUCAAUAUACCUACAAAGCUUAGAAAAGAGUGCUGAGGAGGAGAGGAUACGAACCACUCCGGUCAGCCUCCCAGAGGUACACGAAGCAGUAGUGUACUCUAUACAUCGCCUGCCAGAAACUACUUUUGAACAGCACUGCUUCUAG